AAGAGAAGCACCCCACCAUCAUCGCUGUCGACUGUCGGCAAUAAUAAACAACCCUCCAUACUUCGCCUUCAAUCCUUCUUUCUUUCUUUCUUCUAUAAACCCUUUCUCAAUCUAUCAAUAUUUCCAGGUGAUUAAUUUCGAUUUUUAGGUUUACACGGUUAGUAUUUCAACUUUCCUUUGUGGGCUCUGUUGAUUUCCAGAAAAGAUCGAUCGUUGAUUAGGGUUCUUGUAAUUCAUCAUCAUUUCGGAGUCGUAGAAGGUUGAAUUUGAUUGGGUGUUAUCCCUUUCGCUAAUAUCUGUUGAUCUGUGUUUAAUUUUUUUCUGGGUUUUUAUCAAUUUAUGUUGUUGACGAUGAAUUUCGUUGUGUUUUUCCGUUAGGGUUUACUAGUUCUGAUAAAAAUGGGGUUUUUUAGUUUUUUAUGGCGUUUGUUAAAUUAGGGUUGGUUAAUCGAUCUUAUCCGAAAUGGGUUCUCUUUAGCAUUGAUUUAAUCGAAGAUUUGCGAGCUAAAGUAGUCAAAUUUUGUGUUAUUUAAUAUGGGAUCAUCAGGCUUUUGCUCGAUAUGCUUAAUCUACUCUGUAGUGGCUUUAAGUUGUGGAACCCUAAUGAUGUUCUAUAGCCAUGAGGUUUUUGCAUUCAGUCAUGGCAAUGAAACUGCAAUUAAGCUAUUGGGAUCAACACCCCAUGACCAAUUGUUGAUCAAAACCUCUGAUUCGUUCUCGGGUCUGCUUUUAUUUGCUGUUGGAAUUCUCCUAUUCAUGGUGGCAUUUGUGAAAGAUAGGGAUUUUCAGAGCUUUUUUGCUAAAGGGUGUGUUCUUCUUCAUAUUGCGAUGGCAGUUUGGAGGAUAUAUUUUGAGAGGAAGCUUGAAGAGCUUGGUCGUGAUUGGCUCAGGCUCGUUCUAGGUGAUUUUGUUUUGGCACUUUCGUGGGUGUUGUUUCUUGUGUACAGUUGGAGAGAAAAAUAUGAUUAGGCAAAUACAUAAUCGUGUUCAAAACCUGUUCUUGAAUUCAUUCUUGAAUUUGUUCAUGAAUCGAUACUGCAGCUUGGACCAUCGUUUUUGGUGAUGUUUGAAGAAUGGCUACCAUUAAUGGAGGUUGGUGAAGAUCGUUUUUGUUCUUGUUUGAUUUGUAGGAGCACAUAUUUGUUGAUUGUGAUUAGAGUAAAUCAUGGGUGACUUCUAAUUUGCUUUUUUUUUUUUUAAUGUUUAAACAGCAAAGAUUGAUCUUGUUGCGUUCAUAUGUUCAUCUUCAAUGUAAAAUUUUCGAUUUCUAGAUAUAAAUAUAUGAAAUUUCUUUCA
Lactuca sativa (garden lettuce) is the source of this 1296-nucleotide messenger RNA. RefSeq lists its product as uncharacterized. Lineage: Eukaryota; Viridiplantae; Streptophyta; Magnoliopsida; Asterales; Asteraceae. The record is from RefSeq and is a predicted model, not a curated record.